AGAACACAGGCACAGUCAGCCAACCCUCCACUGGAGAGCCAGAGAGACUGAGACAGACAGACAAGCUCUCCUGCAUAACUCCAAUCAGACUGAGGAAUACAUAUAUUUAAAUCAAAUCAAAGGGUCAGCAUUACAUUUUUUUCUUUCUUUCUGGUGAGAAGGGGAGCUGGAAGCAGAGAGGUGCAGGAGAAAGGCUGCUGACUGGGUCCAGCUUAUAGAUCCCUUACCUUCAGCAAUGGAAAUGUCCUUGAAGAAAGCCACUUGUUGAGGUGGUCGUCCACACCUGGAUUGCCAAGGAACCUUGUCUUUGUUUGGAGUGUGUGUGUGUGUGUGUGUACAAUCAUGUCGAAGAUUGGUUUCACUCACCUGCUGAAGGGGCUUUGGUUGCUGUGGCUUUGGGAAGUUGCCUUGGUGAUGGGAAGUAAAUUAUGGGAGGUGCCGACAGCACCCUUCACCUCUCCGGUCAACAACACAGCCAAACUUCUGUGGGAGCCACAGUGCCAGGCUCAGCUGAGCCACCUGCAGGACGGAGCCAAAAUCACUGCGCUCAUUCCACCAAAGCUUGAGGGUAGCUGGGUCUCCUCCAGGUGUGAGGUUCGACCCGGUCCGGAGUUCCUCACGCGCUCCUACACCUUCUACCCCAGCCGGCAGUUCAAGGCCCUGCAGUUUUACUACCGGGACGGCGGCUGCCGGGAGCCGGCCUACUCGCUGGUGAUCCGCGGCAGGAUGCGGCUCCGCCAGGCCUCCUGGAUCACGCGCGGCGCCACGGAGGCGGAGCACCACCUGCACAAGGUGGGCGUGGUCUUCCACAGCGUCGCCGCCGCGCGCCGGCUGGCCGCCCGCCUGCCGCCCGUCUGCCAGGGCCGGGCCGGGGCCGGCUGGGUGCCGGGCCGCCUGUACGAGCUGUACAGCUCCAGGGCCGGGGGCUCCAGCUGCCUGGAGGCGCUGGGGUUCUCCAUGAUGGAGCUGAGUCUGCUGAGGGUGGAGACCCAGCACCACCCCCACGGUGGGACGGUGCAGGAGCUCUUCCUGGGAGACGUGCACACCGACUGGAGCCAGAGAGCCCACUACCGCCCCACUGGGUACCAGCGCCCCCUACAGAGCUCUAUGCACCACAUCCACCCCUGCCCGGUGUGUGCGCGGGUGUACCGGUCCUCAGAACAGCGCCCCCCGGUGUUGCCGGCGGUGCCUGCGGUGGGCCUCUCCCUGGGGGGGCGCUGGGCGAGCCAGGGCUGCGAGUCCCGGCCCGCCGUGCUCUUCCUCACCCGCCUCUUCAGCUUCGACGCGGCGCGGCGGGCGUGGGAGGGGCUGUACCAGCACUACUCCGACCCGGCCUGCCGGCAGCCCACCUUCGCCGUGCGCGCGGCGGGGCAGUACGCCCUGGGGGGGCCCUCCCCCCGCGUCCCGGGGGCCGCCCAGCUGGUGUUCCGGGUGACGCGGGCGUGGGUGACGGCGCUGGACCGGCCCACGGCCCGGCUGCUGAACGCCUCGCGGGCCGGGCGCUGCGGGGGGGCGGGGCUCUGGGAGGUGGGGGCGGAGCAGGACGUCACGCCCACGGGCGGCUGCGCGGCGCUGGGGAUCCGGCUGCCGCACAAGGAGUACGAGCUGUUCCGGGCCGGGCUGGACCACCUGCAGCGCCCCCUGCUGUUCACCGGCCAGAGGCCCACCGACGGCUCCAGCCCCGACAGGCCCCACAAGCGCCCCACCUCCUUCCAGGCGCCGCUCGUCCAGUGCACCGCGGAAACCCCGCCCCCGCAGCGGCACGGCCGGCGAGAAGGCCCCGCCUCCGCAGUUGCCGGGUUACGGCGGGAUUACGGCUCGGUUCUGGCGCCGCUGCUCAGCGGCUGGUUCGUCCUGGCAGUGCACUGACCCUGAGCCCUCCGCAGUACUGACCGUAGUGUGACUGACCCUGAGGCCUCCGCAGUACUGACCAUAGUGUGACUGACCCUGAGGCCUCCGCAGUACUGACCAUAGUGUGACUGACCCUGAGGCCUCCGCAGUACUGACUCUGUGACUGACCCUGAGGCCUCUGCAGUCCUGACCGUAGUGUGACUGACCCUGAGGCCUCCGCAGUACUGACCGUAGUGUGACUGACCCUGAGGCCUCCGCAGUACUGACCGUAGUGUGACUGACCCUGAGACUGACGCAGGACUGACUCUGUGACUGACCCUGAGGCCUCCGCAGUACUGACUCUGUGACUGACCCUGAGGCCUCCGCAGUACUGACUCUGUGACUGACCCUGAGCCCUCCGCAGUACUGACCGUAGUGUGACUGAC
Anguilla anguilla (European eel) is the source of this 2276-nucleotide messenger RNA. It is a transcript of the gene apcdd1l, whose product is annotated as adenomatosis polyposis coli down-regulated 1-like. Gene Ontology annotation, biological process: negative regulation of Wnt signaling pathway. The transcript has 4 exons. NCBI's taxonomy places the organism in Eukaryota, Metazoa, Chordata, Actinopteri, Anguilliformes, Anguillidae. Gene Ontology annotation, molecular function: Wnt-protein binding. The coding region runs from base 343 to 1869 and encodes 508 amino acids. The record is from RefSeq and is a predicted model, not a curated record. Gene Ontology annotation, cellular component: plasma membrane.